UUUUUGACAUAAGUACCUACGAUACGAUUGACCUGCGAAGAACGAAGCUUAUGCACGCUGUAUUGUAUUUUUUUUUUCUAAUUUUACACAUAUGUGAUUUAUUAAGUGAGAAGUCGACUUGUGAAACGAAAAUAUUAAAUACCGGUUAAAACAGUCCUACGGCUUGCAAGAUAGAUUUUGGACUAAUAAAGAUAACUUCAUUAUAACCUAACAAAUUAGAACAUUUUAUGGUUGACUUGAACUUUAGCAUUAUAGCUUUCUAAAUCUUACUUACUUUAAAAUGAUGUCUUUGAAUCCCAUAGUGAAACUCUUAAGACGGAAGGAGUUAACGAAAGUGUUAUAUCAAAAUGUGUAUCAGUAUACAAGAGAUACAUCCCUGAUUAAUUCAUUUAAAAAUGUUGGGUUACAUUUUUCUGGAUCUAGUACAAUACCCAGACAUAUAAGAACAGUUUGUAGUCAGAGAUUCUAUUCUGUAAAACCAGCAGCACAAAAGGAAGAUGAUAGCUAUCGCAAUGAACACAAUGUCACUGUUAUUGGGGAUGAGAUACCAAGUCCAUACACUGAAAUUGAUAGUAGCGGAUUUCCAGAUUAUAUAAAAAACUACUUAAAAAAACAGCAAAUUAUCAAGCCUACAGUGAUACAAGCACAGGGAUGGCCUAUUGCUUUAAGCGGACAGAAUUUUGUUGGUGUUGCUCAAACAGGUACUGGAAAAACACUUGCUUUCCUGUUACCAGCUGCAGUUCAUAUCAAAGAGACGCAAGGAAGGAAGGGUAGAGGCCCGAGAGUGCUAGUCCUUGCACCAACCAGAGAGCUGGCUAGACAAAUUGAAGUUGUAGCUAAGGAUUUAGAAAAAUUGUUGAACAUACGCUGUGUCUGUAUAUAUGGUGGAGUCAGCAGGAAUAGCCAGAUGGCUGAUUUACAGCCUGGAGUUGAUAUACUUAUUGCCACACCAGGAAGGUUAAAUGAUUUUAUUGUCAGUAAAACCGUGUCAUUAAGUAGAUGUACUUAUGUAGUCUUGGAUGAAGCAGACAGGAUGCUAGAUAUGGGAUUUGAACCACAAAUCAGACAGGCAUUAGAAGGGGUGCCUCUUGAAAGACAGAUUUUGAUGUUCUCUGCAACAUGGCCUAAAGAAGUACAACAUUUGGCCAAAGAUUACUUAGGAGAUUUUGUACAAGUCAAUGUUGGAUCCACGGAGUUGUCAGCAAAUCGUAACAUUGAACAACUGUUCCACUUCUGUGAUGAUUACAAUAAACUAGAGAAGUUUAAAUCCAUCAUGCACAAUAUAUCAGGUGAAGGUUUUGGAAAAAUUCUAGUUUUUGCAAAUACAAAGAAGUUUGUGGAUAAACUUACAUUAAUGCUUAGAAGAAAUGGAUGGCCAGCUGUUGGUAUACAUGGUGAUAAGACUCAAGCACAGAGAGACACAAUAAUCCAGAAAUUUAGAAGUGGCUCCACAAAUAUUCUGGUAGCCACAGAUGUUGCUGCUAGAGGAUUAGAUGUCGAUGGUGUCACACACGUGAUAAACUAUGAUUUCCCUAAUACCUCCGAGGACUACAUCCAUAGAAUUGGACGAACUGGUCGACAAGAUAACAAAGGAGUCUCACAUACAUUAUUGACUAGCGAAGACGAACGACAGGCAAAGAAUAUAAUUGCCGUAUUGAAAGAAGCUAAUCAGGAGGUUCCCCAAGAUUUAGAGGACAUGGCCCGGAGAUACAAUAGUGUGAAAGCAUAUGAACAGCAGGAAAAAUAUAAGCAAAGACAAAAUAGUUGGAACUCAAACAAGAGAUGGAACAAAUUCCGCGCUCCGAGACAAAAUACAAAGUUUAGAUAUUAAAUAUUGUAAUACAAACGUAGAUAAUACUACCCAAACUUUAUUUUGAAUAUACUUCAUGUUGUAGAUUCA
Messenger RNA from Pectinophora gossypiella (pink bollworm), 1900 nucleotides. RefSeq names its product ATP-dependent RNA helicase p62-like. Gene Ontology annotation, cellular component: cytoplasm; ribonucleoprotein complex; nucleus. Gene Ontology annotation, molecular function: RNA helicase activity; RNA binding; ATP binding. Lineage: Eukaryota; Metazoa; Arthropoda; Insecta; Lepidoptera; Gelechiidae. The record is from RefSeq and is a predicted model, not a curated record. The transcript is spliced from 5 exons. Bases 281 to 1831 code for a protein of 516 amino acids.